This is a messenger RNA of Oikopleura dioica, 852 nucleotides long. NCBI's taxonomy places the organism in Eukaryota, Metazoa, Chordata, Appendicularia, Copelata, Oikopleuridae. The record is from the annotation of a GenBank genome assembly.
AUGAGCAGCGAUUCCGAUAACGACCUCGAGGCCUUUUUCGCUGCUGUCAAAAAGAAGGACGACUACAGGCGUUAUAAAGCGCCAGUAAACAAGCAUAAACGACCACCAAGGAGCGUCAACGUGGAUUGGGGAAAAGUUGAAAUUCCAAAAAUGAGUAGACCUACCUACGGCUCUGAUUCCGAGUCCUCGGAGGCCGAAGAAGUAUCGCCAAGCAAACUUAGACACACUUCAAUCAUGAGGGAUGAUAGCAGCUUCUCAAAAAUGAAGAACACGGGAGCUAAAGUUCACAGUAGAGUCAAAAAGUGUGCUCAAGCGAUCACAAAGGCAUCGAAUCUCAACGUAAAUUUCAAACCUGCCGCCUCUGAAUCAACGGAUGCACCCGCUUCAACAAGCAGUUCGUCUGGCAUCUUUGACACUCCACCGGCUAAAGAAAAGAAAACUCGAAAAGCAGAAGAAAAUCCGGUGCAGAAUCCCAAUACGGAUAAGAAGGGAAAUAAAAAGAAGAAACACGAGAAGAAAAAAAUGAUUGAAAUUCAGACGAAAACCAAGAGUAAGAAGCCCAACAUACAGGAAGCGAUUGAAGAAUUGCAAGAAAAUCAGGAAGGCAGAGGAACACCAGCUCCCGAAAUAAUAGAAAUAUUGGAUUCUGAAGACGAGCUUCGAAGCAAGUAUUCGUCUUUGGCAAAGGAAAAAACACCUGAGCCAGAUCAAGCCACGAAAAAGCGAAAAAUAAAAAAAGUCAACCGAGUGCCAAUCGUCAUUGAGGACUCCACUGAUGAUGAAAACGAAACCGAGGCAGAAAAAUAUCGGAAGGAGGUGAUUCGGCGAAGAAAAAUUAAAAUUCACGCUUAG